Messenger RNA from Patella vulgata (common limpet), 1888 nucleotides. RefSeq lists its product as uncharacterized. The record is from RefSeq and is a predicted model, not a curated record. NCBI's taxonomy places the organism in Eukaryota, Metazoa, Mollusca, Gastropoda, Patellidae. The coding region runs from base 91 to 1077 and encodes 328 amino acids. The transcript has 8 exons.
ACUUUCGAUUUGUGAAGAAUAUGAAACUAGGCGUAUUUACCGGGAAGUUAUUUGAAUACACCCCUAGUGAUAAACGGUAGAUGAACAAGAAUGGGAUUCAGUCUGUUAUACCUAACUGUGUUGGUGUGGAGCCCCCUGGUGACAGAAACAGCGUUUACCUGGAAAGAAACAGAGAAUCCGGUUAGAAGAACAGUACGCCAAAGAGUUGAAUUGGUGUGGAAAUAUGAAACUUACCAAUCUGUCAACAGCAUGAUUUUUAUUCGCGCUCGCUCUGAGAAUAUGUCUGAUGAUAAGGUUCCUGUGGGAAAAUGGACGCAGGAAGAGGGAUUCAAGCCCGAUCCAUUCAUAUCAACAAUGCUGGAACACGUUAUUGAGAACAUAGAAGGGACGAAUAAGAAGAAAGUAUCUUUGAUACUUAAAGAUCCUAUCAACAUAGACUACGGCCUCCAUUACAACUGUCAAGUUGACUUUGGUGAUUCAGUACCAAUGAAUUUGUCAAUUAAAUUGAUAGCAUUGAGGCCAAAAUGGAUAGAUAAUUCCGGAGCAGUUAAAGCAAGGGAGGGAGAAGAUGCCGAAUUGAUUUGGAGUUACACAUAUCCUUAUAUUACAGAGUGUGUUUUUAUAAGUAGAAAGUUAGAAAACGAAACGACGGAAUUGGGAUAUUGGUUUCGCGGUGAGUUUAAUAUAACGGAUCCGUCAUAUAUCGACAGAGUGAUCUUUGAGAAGUCAAACAAUAAGAGGAGUACAAAUUAUAGUGAAGAAAUUAAAGUCACUUUGAAAAAUGUCACAGACAAAGAUUUUAAUUAUACCUACGUAGGUCGCCUUAUUCUUAGUGAUGGAGAAGAACUCACAAAGGACCUAAGCUUAAAAGAGGUCAAGGUUCCUUUAAGUCCAGUGUCUAAACAAGACCAUGCCAACAGCGCACGUAAUUUUCAUUCCAAUGCUUUACUUCUUCUGGUGGCCCUCUUCCUGAACUUGGACAAGACUUGGUGGGUUGCAGUGAACAUUGUAACACAACCAUUGGCAUCAACACCAUCCAAUGACGGUCCCAAGUCCGAACAAAAUGUGGAGGGAUGAACAAGCGCGAAUGUUUUUGUUGAUAUGAAAUAAACCGUCCUUUUAAUUUUGUAUGGUACCAUGCGGUUCUUGCUGUUGUGUCAGGGAUGUGUUAUUAUUCAAAAUUGUGUAAAUAACCGUUAACAUGCCUUUCAUUCAAUUUACAACAUUGAUUAUAAUCCAUUUAUUUUAACAAGCUUUCCAAAAGCAUACCGUCACAUGAAACAAAAUGAAAACAAACAUUAAGAUUUAUUGAUGAGUAUUUACUAUUUAUACGCUCACAUAGAAAUGUCGUAUAUUGCCAUCCUAGUUCUUCUGUCGUCUACAAUUUCUUCUGAACACUCUACAAACUACAUUUAUUAUUUGAUUGUUUUGAAAUAAAUUAAUACAUGAUUUUAAAACAAUCAAUGCAACAAAGGACACUAUUGAAUUUCGGCAAUUUCCCUUGUAUCACUUUUAUGAACCUUAUGGACGCUCAUAAUUGACGACAGUUACCUAGCGUUAUGUAUGAAAUUUAUUCAUGCGUCAUUUAAAUUAGUGAAACGAAGAAUCCUUUUUAAUUUCCGCUGGAGCUAUAGCUUGUUGCACCUUGUGAACGUUUUAACGACAAAAGUGAUCAUCCGAUUUAUAUGGAAUUUGUAUGCAUCAUUUAAAUUAGUGAAAUAAAGAAGCCUGUUGAAUGUCUGCACCAUUUCUCCCAAUUACUUCGAAAGUUAUGGCCCUUGUUUCACUUUUGUUGAGCGUUCGCAUGACAAGUUAUUAUCCGAUCUGUAUGGAAUUUAUAUGCAUUCUUUAAAUUAGUAAAACAAAAAAAGCUUGUCCAAUUUCUGUA